AUGGGUGACGACAGACUCUCUGAACACCCCAAGCCCAUGGAAUUUCUCAACCUCUAUUUGGGAGACAACCUGCAGCCCAGCCCAGAAGCACACCUGAGGGAAACGUGCAGCCUUCCUGACCCUCCCGAACCUCGUGGGGAACAGACCUGGGCCUCUGAGCCUCCUGAGAGGCCGGAUGCUCUGCCCUCAUCCCAGGGGGAGCCCAGGCACAAAUUGGCGGCCCCCGGGUCACCCAGGAACAGCCAUCCUCUGGGGAGCCCGAGGCAGAGCCAGAGCACGUCCACCCAGGUGGUAUUCUGGGCAGGCAUCCUGCAGGCCCAAAUGUGUGUCCUGGACCUGGAGGAGGAGCUGGAGAAGACAGAGGGGCUCAGGGCUGAGCUGAGGUGCUGCCUCCCUGCGGCCCCUGUGGAGCUCCCCCCUUUCCCCUCCAGCCCCGCAGGCCCCCGGAGCUCAGGCCUCCACCCCAGGUUACCGGUGGAGGUGGCCCCAGGGGGAGACAGCAGUGGCCCUGAGGGGGAGAACCAGCACUCUGUGUGGCCAAGGGAGGGAGGGACAGACUCCUCCCCGGAGUGGGGUGCUGAGGAGGAGAGCAUAUUCUUCGACAAUCCCCUCUUUUUGGAGAGCCCUUGCUCGGACACCAGUGCUUCUGGAGCUCGUUUUUCCUGGGGGUUCUCAGACUCCCGCACGGAUGUGAGACCUGAGCCCCAGUGUCGCCAGAUCCCAGAGCCUCCACUCGCAGGAGGGGGAGUGCUGUGGGAACUGGACAGUGAGCCAGGUUUCGGGGAUGGCGCAGCUGAUGACAGCGGACACACCACGCCUUCAUUCCCUGUGCCCACCUACAAACCUCACUCCUUCUCGUGGACUGUGGAGGGUGAGGCCACCAAGGGGACCCCUGAAGCACCUCCUGACUGGGGGGAGAGUGAGACUUCUCUGGCAGACAGUCUUGACCCCGCCCCACUUGCAGCAUCCUGUGUGGACAAAGCAUUGACCUGGGAAACAGGACAAGUCAGAUCUGAUCCCAGCUCUGCCAUACAGCCUGUGCAACCUUGGGCCCUGCCCAGCCCGGAAGGCUGGCAGACAGAAGAGGGUCCUUCCUGGCCCCAGGUGCCUCCGAUCUCCCAGGACCGAGGUGACAGUGAUGCUGAGUGUCCCCAGGAGUCUGCUCUGCGCACCUUGGCUCCUGGCCCCUGGGGGAGCCCAGCCUCAUCACCGGAGCCUAGUAGCCCCGAGUCUGAGAACAGAGGCCCUGGCCCCAGGCCCAGCCCCGUGUUCUCCCGGGAAGGCAGCCCAAAGCCCCGGUGUCCCCACUGGGACAGCAGUCUUCCUGAGCCGACGCUAGAUGCUUCACGCCCUUCACUCUUGGAGACAGAUAGGGCAGAGCCACGUUUGCUGGAGAAAGAGGAGGCAGGAGAGGCCUGGAGUGAAGGCCCAGCCAGGACUCCAGAGGCGGGAGCCGUCCAGCCUGGCGCUUGCUUGACCUCUGCAGGAGGGCUUCCCGAGAGCCCCAUGCCCCAAGCACAGUCCCUGGAGGAAGGCCAAAGGCCCCAGACUGGAGACAAGCUGGCUAAUGGUAACAGCACCGACAAGGUGGCCUGGAACUUGGCCUCUCGCCUCUAUCACCUGGAAGGCUUCCGGAAGUCUGAAGUGGCUGCCUACCUGCAGAAGAACAAUGACUUCAGUAGGGCCGUGGCUGAGGAGUAUUUGUCUUUCUUCCAGUUUGGAGGCCAGAGCCUGGAUCAAGCCCUCCGGGUCUUCCUCCAGGCCUUGGUGCUCAGCGGGGAGACUCAGGAGCGAGAGCGAAUCCUCUACCAGUUCUCCAAACGCUUCCAUGACUGCAAUCCCGGGGCCUUCUCCUCCGCAGAUUCCGUUCACACCUUGACCUGUGCCAUCAUGCUCCUCAACACGGACCUGCACGGACAGAACAUUGGGAAGAGCAUGAGCUACCAGGAAUUCAUAACCAACCUGAACGGCCUGCGGGACGGCGGGAACUUCCCGAAGGAGCUGCUGAAGGCCCUCUACUGGUCUAUCCGAAGUGAGAAGCUUGAAUGGGCCGUGGAUGAAGAAGACGCAGGCCGAGCAGAGAAGGCCCAGGUGUCUCCCCCCACUGGCAAGAUGAGCAACCCCUUCCUCCGGCUGGCCCAGAGCCCCACGGCGCCCACCUACAAGCAGGGCAUCCUGGCUCGGAAGAUGCAUCACGAUGCGGAUGGCAAGAAGACGCCGUGGGGCAAGCGCGGCUGGAAGAUGUUCCACACCUUGCUUCGAGGGAUGGUCCUCUACUUCCUGAAGGGAGAGGACCACUGCCCCCCUGCAGGGGAGAGUUUGGUGGGACAGAUGGUGGACGAGCCCGUGGGGGUGCACCACUCGCUGGCCACGCCGGCCACCCAUUACACCAAGAAGCCACACGUCUUCCAGCUGCGGACUGCUGACUGGCGCCUCUAUCUCUUCCAGGCUCCCACUGCGAAGGAGAUGAGUUCCUGGAUUGCGCGCAUCAACCUGGCGGCCGCCACGCACUCGGCGCCGCCCUUCCCCGCCGCGGUGGGCUCCCAGCGCAGAUUCGUCCGGCCCAUCCUGCCUGUGGGCCCUGCCCAGAGCUCCCUGGAGGAGCAGCAUCGAUCCCACGAGAACUGCCUGGACGCUGCCUCCGACGACCUGCUGGAUCUGCAGAGGAACUUACCCGAACGGCGGGGCCGCAGCCGGGAGCUGGAGGAGUACCGCUUGAGGAAGGAGUACCUGGAGUAUGAGAAAAGCCGCUACGAGACCUACGUGCAGCUGCUGGUGGCCCGUCUGCACUGCCCCUCGGAUGACCUGGACCUGUGGGAAGAGCAGCUGCAGAGGGAAGCCGGAGGCACUCAGGAGCCCAAGCCCAGCCUGAAGAAGUCCCACUCCAGCCCCUCCCUGCACCAGGAAGAGGCCCCCACCACAGCCAAGGUGAAGCGCAACAUCUCAGAGCGCAGAACUUACCGGAAGAUCAUACCCAAGAGGAACCGCAAUCAGCUCUGAAGCUGGCACCACCACAUGGACUCUGGCCCUGUGUUCGGGGCGGGGGGGGGGGGGACCUGAGAUGAGACCCCAUGGAGGAGCCUUGUUUCAGGGUCCGUGUUGGGGGAUGAGGCCCUCCCCUUUCCCGCUGAAGGACAGGCCCUGUUUCUCUGCAGUCCUCACUGGAGCUUUCCUAAUACUGCUGUGCCGACCCCCACGGCAGCCCCAGCUGCCCCAGUCCCUGCUCACUCCCAAGGGAGGACAGAGGUCAAGGGUUUGGCUGCACUCCCAUGUCACCCUCCCCCGUUCCACAAUCCAGAGUGGCCACAUUUCUUGGGCCUGGGGGCAGCUCGGUGGUUAUUUGAGAAUCCGAGCCCCCGCGGGCCCUGAGCUUCCAGGAGGGAGGCUGGGGCAAUGGAAGCCUCUGGGCAGUCAAGCCAGGGGAGCCACAGCCCUGAGGAUGGUUUUGCUCUGGGAGUCAGGUGACCUGCAGUGAGAGGUCCUGGGAGACCCCAGCCAGCCUCAGGUGACUGAGAGAGCAGGGUGGCUCGACCCCGCCCCCUGACAGGUAGGCCUUGGGGCGGGGGGGGGGGGGGGGGGGGGGGGGGGGGGGGGGCUUCGAGGAUAAACUUGGUGAGGCUGACUCUGGGGCCCUGGGCCUUUGUGUCCUUUCUCCCUACAAUCAUCCAUGCACCCAGGGCAGAUGAGAGAGGCCCCACCUCACACACCCAAUUGCUAAUCCUCAGAGCAGAGCCCUUGGUGGUCAGUGAGGGCCAGAAGGGGUUGGGGCCUCCAGAGCUCCAUGGAGAGCCAUGGGAACAAGGGGCCUUUGUUUCCCCAGAGCAGGGAGGGAGGUCCUCCAGGUUCGGACCCCUGGGAGAGGCCGAGAGGCAAGAGGCCGUGAUACAUCCCCUGAGGUCUCUCUUGGAAGGAGCUGGUCUGAGAGCUGGGAGAGCCAGGUAGAAGGCUGGCUCCCUCCCACACACCCCAUCCCAUAAAGUUGCAUUCCCAAGGAGGGGCACCAGGGCACCUUCCAGACCCCCCUUCCUCCCCACCAGCUCUCAGGGGGCUUUGCUGCCCUUCCUGGGCAGUCCCCCUGUGCUGCCCUCUGGCUGCCUCCCAGCUGGGCUCUGGGGGAGGUUCCGGACACUCACGGACCUCAGGCUCUGCCUGUGGGAAGGAGGCUGGGUUGGCGAAGCAGCCACCAUUGUCUCUGUUCAGCCAAGUGUGCGAGCAGGCUGCCCGCCAAGAGGGCCGCUGCUGCCUGUCUGCAGCCUGCUGGCUGGCGCACUGCUCUCCAGCCUUCCUGCCAGGGCCCCUCUCCUCCCAUCUGUGCUGGAAGCCAGCCCUGGGGUCUGGAAUGCCACCAAGUGGGGCUGGCCCUUAGGGACCACAAGGGGUGUCUGGCCAGGGCUCAGGGCCGGGCCGGGUACCCAGUGGGUGCACAAUACAUGCAGGCCAGUGAAGAAGGAGGUGUGCACAAAUGUGUCAGGAAGGGAGGGUCAGGCAGAUGUGCGCAGCUGGAGCCACCUGCAGGGGGCCAGGCUGGGUGUCCCUCCCCCCCCCCCCCGGGCGCAUCUGUGCCUAUGCAGGUCUAUGUGCCUGUGUAGGGGUGUGUGUGCGUGCGUGUGUGUGUGUGUGGAGCACUGCGCGCGCAGACUGUCAGAGCCUCAGGGGGCCUCAAUCAUUUGUUCAUCCACUCAUUUGUUCAUACAUUCAUUUCACAAAUAAUAUUGACCACUUUUUAUGGGCCAGGACGAGGGCAUUCCAGAAUGACUGAAACACAUCUCUGGCCUCCCGGAGGUAACAAUCCUGUUCUCUGGUUCCUUGCUUUCAUAUGGAGGCACACUUCAUCUUGCUGGGGAGACAUGCUGAAGACACAUUCCCACCCUUUGCUCAGGGAUUCGGAUUCAGUAGAUCUGGGUCAGGGGCACGGAUAUAUAUUUUUAAAGCGGCUUGGGUCACUGAUGUGCAGUUAAUAGGUGAAAACCUAGCAUCAGGUUGAUGUGACUUGCCCCAGGACUGACAUAAGCUUGGCCUUGAGUGGGUUAUUUGAUCUCACUGAACAUGUAUCCAUAUUUCUAAAACCAGAAUAAAAGGUGGAGGUUUGUCUGCA
Molecule: messenger RNA, 5095 nt
Organism: Zalophus californianus (California sea lion)
Lineage: Eukaryota; Metazoa; Chordata; Mammalia; Carnivora; Otariidae
Gene: PSD4
Product: pleckstrin and Sec7 domain containing 4
Exons: 16
Coding region: 1-3000 (999 amino acids)
Biological process (GO): regulation of ARF protein signal transduction
Cellular component (GO): ruffle membrane
Molecular function (GO): phospholipid binding; guanyl-nucleotide exchange factor activity; protein binding
Source: RefSeq, a predicted model, not a curated record